AUGUUAUUUGCCCUUGUAAUGCAUGGAUUUGCUUCUGGUUGUACAGAUUUUCAAUCUACUGCAUCCGAUGCCGGUGAUGUUGAAGAUGGCAACUUUAGCUUAAAGCAAACUGGAAGUUACUUGAAUUAUAAAAUUGAUUUAGCUAAACAAUCUCAAAGCCUCAUUGCGAUAAAUUCUAUCAAGCUUAAACUUUCAACGAAUGGCACUGCAACGAGUGAUAUCUCUGUUACUCUUGAUGGACCAAUUUUUGCAGAACUUCCAGAUCUCACAGAUUACACUUAUACAAUUACAAUCAAGCUAAAAUAUACAAUUACUUCUGAUAGCUUUAAAAUCCCUUUUGUAACUGUUUCUAAUUCAAAAGGAUACAAAUUUAUAUUUUUCGGAUCAAAUCAAAAAGAUCAAGAAGCAUAUGGUAUAACAGAUAAGAACUUAUCAAUUGAAGGAUAUGAACUUGAGCAUAAAAUAUCCAAUGAAGUCAAAGUUUUGACAUGCACAACUACAUUCUCUAGCACAUCUACUUCUAGAGCUCUUCUUGCAUUGAAUUCAGUUUAUACAGCCUCUAUUUCACAAGGUGAUACUCCAGAUCCAUCCACUUCAACCCCAACUCCAACAGAAAAAGGUAAAAUGGGCGCUGGUGAAAUUAUUGCAAUCAUCUUUUGUGUUAUUCUUGCUAUUGUUCUUAUUAUUGUUAUCAUAUAUUUCGUCUGCUGCAAUAAACGUAAUAGAUCACAAAAGAAAGAAUCUUCUUCUCUGGCUCCACCACCAGAAAAAGAAGUUGACGAAGAUAGUGGAAGUGGUGUUAACGUAUAA
This is a messenger RNA of Trichomonas vaginalis G3, 810 nucleotides long. RefSeq lists its product as uncharacterized. Bases 1 to 810 code for a protein of 269 amino acids. The record is from RefSeq and is a predicted model, not a curated record. NCBI's taxonomy places the organism in Eukaryota, Parabasalia, Trichomonadida, Trichomonadidae. The transcript has a single exon.